This is a messenger RNA of Cannabis sativa, 850 nucleotides long. RefSeq names its product ubiquitin-ribosomal protein eS31 fusion protein. Gene Ontology annotation, molecular function: protein tag activity; ubiquitin protein ligase binding; structural constituent of ribosome. The record is from RefSeq and is a predicted model, not a curated record. Gene Ontology annotation, cellular component: cytoplasm; ribosome; nucleus. Lineage: Eukaryota; Viridiplantae; Streptophyta; Magnoliopsida; Rosales; Cannabaceae. The coding region runs from base 237 to 707 and encodes 156 amino acids. Gene Ontology annotation, biological process: modification-dependent protein catabolic process; protein ubiquitination; translation. The transcript has a single exon.
CUCCAUUGGAGAUGCUCUAAUACUAUUUUGAUUUGUUUUAAAACACACAAAUUAUUAAAAUGGCAUUUUUCCAGUCAUUAGUGGAAACUAAGAAUUUUCUAUUUAAUGGGCCCUUAAUUAACUUUUGAGCCCAAUUUAAAAAAAGGCCCAGCCCGAUAAUAUAUGCCCUAAUUUUCGUCACUAUAAAAAUCUCACUUUCUUCAAAUUCCAAUUUCAUCAGAGUCAGAACCCUAACAAUGCAGAUCUUCGUGAAAACCCUAACAGGGAAGACUAUAACCCUAGAGGUUGAGUCUUCUGACACCAUCGACAAUGUCAAGGCUAAGAUCCAGGACAAGGAAGGCAUCCCACCAGACCAGCAACGUCUCAUCUUCGCCGGAAAGCAGCUAGAGGACGGCCGAACCCUAGCCGAUUACAACAUCCAAAAGGAGUCGACUCUUCACUUGGUGCUCAGACUUAGAGGAGGAGCCAAAAAGAGGAAGAAGAAGACCUAUACCAAGCCAAAGAAGAUCAAACAUAAGAAGAAGAAGGUUAAGCUCGCUCUUCUCCAGUUCUACAAGGUUGAUGAUUCUGGUAAGGUGCAGCGACUGAGGAAGGAGUGUCCCAACGCUGAGUGCGGUGCCGGAACUUUCAUGGCUAACCACUUCGACCGACAUUACUGCGGCAAGUGUGGUUUGACCUAUGUGUAUCAGAAGGCCGGCGGCGAUUAGGUUCUGUUUUUUUUUUUGAAUUUAAUUAAAAAAAUGGAUUUUAUUUUGAGAGUUGGUAUUGUUUGAUGACUACUUAAUUUUGCUAAAUGCUUAUGUUUACUGUUUUUGAAGAUUGGUUUUUUAUAUCAUUUGAAUUAUGCUUA